CCGAGUACCGACUACCGAUAAAAAUGUUUACUGAACCAAACAAACGAUAGUAAACCGCGGCGUGUGAGGCUGCAAGUCGUUUGUAAGAGUUUUCGCCUUUCGUAGGACGUACUUCGUCAAAACCAUGGACCGACGGCACAUACUACACUUUCCGUUGUGUUAGUGACAUUUCCACCACUAAAAUAAUAUCAAUUAACAUUAUUUUAGACAUUUUUUCGCCGGACAAUAACCAUGGACUUUUUCGUGCUCCUAGCAAUCAUUGUGGUGUUCUACGUUGCUCUUUUGUUUUUCGAUUUCACAUUAAAGUCCUGUUCACAUUAUCCAUAUUUGAUGUUAAUGCAAAAGACAGGGUUAAGUGUUGGGCCUUUUCAAUUACGAUGGUAUACAACUUCUUUGAAUCGUCUAAUCUUAAAAAUGUCGUUUUGGCAACCAAAAUUCCAAACCAAUUGGUUCACUUUUGGGUCUUGGAUUACCAUUUGUCUAAUUAUACCAUCUAUAUGUCUGGUUAUUGUAUCUUCUGCCCAAUUGUGUAAAAAAUUAUUCACGGAGCCUACUAGUGAGCCAUCGAGCAACCAGCAAGAUACAUUUCUUGAACCAAUAGUACCCGGGAUAAAUUUACCUAUGUCAGACUUAAGCUAUUAUAUAUUUGCUCUUAUGUUUUCUACAGUUUUCCACGAACUAGGGCAUGCAUUAGCAGCAAUCAGAGAAGAUAUGCAUGUUGAAGGUGUUGGUUUAAUGUUCAUUUUGAUUUUACCUGUGGCUUAUGUCCAUUUGGAUGAUAUUACCUCCUUGCCAAGCAGUAAACAGCUACGAGUAAUGUCGGCUGGUGUAUGGCAUAACAUAGUUCAAGCUCUAAUGGCAUAUCUUGUUUUAUUGCUCUUACCAUAUAUGUUAUUUCCAUUUUUCACAGUUGGGCAUGGUGUCAUGACCACAAAAAUAAAUCAGAGAUCGGGUGUUAAUGGGCAAGGAGGACUAGUAACUGGUGAUGUUAUUACAAAAUUAGGCAAUUGUGAUGUGCAUGAUUUUGUGUCUUGGAUAAAUUGCUUAAAUCACACUAAAACUAGUGUAGAUUCUGGAUUUUGUCUAUCGCCAGAAUUUGUUCAACAUCAUGACGAAACAAAACCAGUGCAUUAUGUCGAUGAAUAUAUAAUAAACUGCUGUGAUCCAAACUCAAAGACCAAUUUGUGUUUUGAGUAUAUUGAAUCGCUGUCCAAUCCUCAAGAAUUACCAAAUCAUUCAUGCUUAAAUGUUAGAAAAGUUAUAGAAAGAUCAACAUCACCCUGUGAUGCUGAUAACCAGUGUUCAUCAGCACAUUGUUAUUAUCCUGCAAUUCGUAAAAAUCAUAAACUUGUGGUUAUCAAACGUCAAAAGAAAAAUGAAGUUUUAUUUCUUGGACAGCCUAUAGAGUUACAAUACAUAUCUGUUACUCAAUAUGUACCUAAGACUGAUUAUCUAUCAAAUAGUGUACCAGAAUCUAUUGAAAAAUUUUGUAAAUACUUAAUAAUGUUUGCAGGAGGUUUAGCCGUUAUAAAUGUAAUACCAUGUUUUUAUUUUGAUGGAGAAAAAAUAUCAAGGGUGUUAGUGAAUACAAUGCUGAAGGAACACGUUGAACAUUUAAGUGUUCGAUUAGCAAUUUCUAUUUGUUUGACAAUUCUUGGAUCUUUAAUAUUGAUUAUUUAUAUGAUAUUAGGGUUUUGGUCUUUGAUUAAGAUAAUAAACUAGACAUUUACUAUUUACCUAAACAAAUAUAAAUGGUUCCUAAUUUCUACUAACGGUUAAGGAGCAACAUUAUGAUUCAUACCAAAUUCCAAAAAUGUAUUUAUUUUUAUUAUUUUUCAAAAUACGUUUGUACUGAAGCUGAUAAGAAAUAUAUAAUUUUUAUACUUAUAUUAUGUGACUUAUUGUAA
Molecule: messenger RNA, 1907 nt
Organism: Rhopalosiphum maidis (corn leaf aphid)
Lineage: Eukaryota; Metazoa; Arthropoda; Insecta; Hemiptera; Aphididae
Gene: S2P
Product: membrane-bound transcription factor site-2 protease
Exons: 7
Coding region: 232-1722 (496 amino acids)
Biological process (GO): membrane protein intracellular domain proteolysis; regulation of response to endoplasmic reticulum stress
Cellular component (GO): cytoplasm; membrane
Molecular function (GO): metalloendopeptidase activity
Source: RefSeq, a predicted model, not a curated record